AUGAAUGUUUGCGAACAAGCACUGCGAAACUACUUUGGUGGAGUUAGCAAAAUCAAUCAGGAAUCAAACCAAGAACCAGGAGUUUUCAUUUUUCGAGUCAAAUUUAACGGAGCAAGUCUGAAUGAGAGACCAACAUUUAGGAGUAAAUUUACCAUAGUGUGUUGCACUGGAUUUGAGAAAAUUUACCCGUCUAUGAAGAAUGAGAUCGAGUUUGGGAAUCAUACGUCACUGAAUCUAUUAUCACUGUAUAACCUCUCUUUCCAAUUGGCAUCUGGCAAGCCGGGUAUUCGUAAGCUUCCGAACUACAGUGUCUCAAACUUGACAAAAUUACUGUAUGAUGAAAUUGGUGGGAAUUGUUACACUAGAGUCAUCCUUUGUUUAUCAGCUAAUCCUGAGCCAGAGAUAUAUUCUCUUUUGUUGAGAUUUACUGCACAACUUACAAAUAUUACAAAUUCACCGGUCAUGAAUGAUGAAUGUGCCUUGCUGUUGGCUGAAAGAGCAAGAGAAACUCAAAGUAUACUGGAACAAGUUAUUAAUGAACAAAAAACUGGGACUACUUUGAACACUGUCAACAAUCUACAGAAUACAGAUUCAUCUUUGCUAAAACUAAGAGAACAUAUUCAAGAACUGUCUCAAAAUCUUGGAAAAACUCAUGAGGAAUUAUCACAUGCUACUGAUGAACGGGUGAAGUUAUCUAAAGCAUGGCUUUUAAGUGAAGAAGAUAGAAUUGAUGCCAAUGAAAAAUUAGCAAAGACAGAGUUAGAAUUACAAGAAGUUACUUUAAAAAAUAAACAACUUCAACUGAUAUGUGAGAAAGCGACAGAAGCUGCAAAACAUUCAGUAGAAUUGCAAAGAUCUAAUGAUGUGCUAAACAAUUAUUGUACAGAAUUAAAAAAGAAGCUAGGUGAUUUACAUGAAGAAUUAAAUAGAAUGUCUAUACGAAAUGAAGAACUGAGUCGUGAAUUACUACAUCAGACGGCUGAACAAAAAUCUGUAUUAACAUUUUUGGCAAAUAAAAAUACAGAAAUGAAGACAAAAGAAUUGCCCAGAUUUGAGAAAGAAUUGGAUCGUGUUGAAGUUAUGCUUGGUACAACAGCGUAUCAUAAGAAAAAUGCAAAAAUUAAUUCGAUUCCUGAAACAUCUGGAUACAAAACUAAUACAUUCAAUACUAAUACUGAGUCUAAAAAUCAACGAUCGUCAGAGAAUAAAUGGACAAAUCUAAAAGACAAGAAAAUCCUUCAAUAUGCUGAAAAACAAGUAAAAUUGAAUUUAAUCAUGAAAGAACGUGAUCAACUUCAAAUAGAAUUAACAAAUACGAAUCGAAAAUUAGCUCGAUUCUUAGAUCAUUUUAAAGCUCGUUUAAUUUAUCAUAUAAAUGGAAUAACUCGUUUAGUAGAUGCUACAAAAUCCAAUGAUAAAUUAAUUGUCAGUGAAGGACUUUAUGGUUUAGAAAAAUAUAUUAAACAUUUAAUUGCUGAUAUAAAUGCAACUUAUAAAAUACGUGAAAAUCAACUAGUUAACAUUUGCCGAUCGCUUAAUGGUCAGUUGCAUGCAACACGUGAAGCAAUGCGGAAAGUGAUGAUUUGUUAUACUAAACUAAGAACACAAGCAAUCCAACCAAAUGCAUGUAUUAAUGAUCCAGGACCUACACCACAAGAAUUAAUCGAUGAGUUAAGUUGGUCAGGUAGAAGUAAUGAAGAUUAUUUAUUGAAUUUAAACGCUUCUAUAAUGGCUGAAAGUACACAACCUGUCAAAAAUCGAUCGCGGCGACUUACAAGAAUGAAUAUAUCAGAGGGAAUUUUAAAUUAG
This is a messenger RNA of Schistosoma curassoni, 1809 nucleotides long. The record is from the annotation of a GenBank genome assembly. NCBI's taxonomy places the organism in Eukaryota, Metazoa, Platyhelminthes, Trematoda, Strigeidida, Schistosomatidae.